AUGCUGGGGGAUGCUCAGUGCAUAUGAGAACCCUUUCCUCACAAUAGAAGUGAAUUAGGAAUGUUCCUUGACUGGCUACAUGGGAAAACCCUACCUUGCUUCAUGAACUUAAUGGUCACUUUUAACACACUGCACAUGACUACUCUGCAGUGUAACAGUGCAUGCUUUCACUCUAUCCCCAUGGAUUGUUACAAUGUAAUCCUUGUAGAUUAAAAAAAAAUAAUCAAAUCAAACCAUUCUACUCUGAAUGGAUUAAUGAAACAUCUGAAAUUAAAUCCCUCUUAACCACUGAUUGAAAUGAAUAGUUUGAGCUAGAGAAUGGGAAACAUCUACUUUGUCAUUACUCAUUUAAAUUAGCAAUAAAGGAAAUUAACAGAAGGCAGUCAUAAAGCAUUUCCCUAAGGAACAAACCAGCUUCUGUACUGGUCCUCAUUUGCCCUGCAGAUGUGCAACUGAUAUCUCAUGGAAAGGAAAAAUAACAGUGGGAGAAUAAUUUUAAGCAAAAGAGCAGCCCCUGAAAUAAGAGUUAAGAAUUUCCCCUCCCCCCUCCUGCUGCUUCUCUGCUCUUAAAGUCCCCUCCCCCAGUGCUCUUUAACACUGAUGUCACAACACCAUCAAGUUCCUAAGAAUGUAGUCUGUGGUUACCACCAAGUGUCUGUAAUUUCACAGAAUCCUUCUUUAUUUCAAGAUACAGAAAGAGCUUGUGGCAUCACAAUGACAUGUAUGUAUGAUGUUGAUGGUGGAUGGCCUGGAAAUCCAAACAUAUUCUUCAAGAUUCCAUAAUAAAUUACUGAGUGUCCUGUGGUAAUGAAUAUCCAUUUAGUCUCUAGUAUAAUUUUAUGGUAGGUUAUAAAUCCAAGCUGUGCCUUUAUCAUAAGUGGAAUCUAACCAUGUCUCAAAAAGAACUGAAGUCCGCUUAUAAAGAUAUCUCCUCCACCACCUGGUUAAAACUUACAAUGUUUUCCUUGAACAUUGUGUAUUAACUUGACAUUCCAAACAAAUGGCCAACAUAUGUAGUUUCCCAUGUUUAAUGGGAAGUUAAUUAAAUAUAGAUUUCUAUGCAAGUGUGCAUAGGACUUGUGGCUUACUUAGAGAUAAGCAUACAUAAGAACGCAGCCUAUAGUUUUACUGGAGUCGAUGCCCUCUCUUUGGAGGUUAGAAACAUGCUUACAGGAGUUAAGAGUGUUUUCUGCAGUUUUGCUCUGGUUAUGGAAUCACAUUCCUAGGUACCACCGCUGUUAUUUCCUGGGUGCUGGGGGAAGUCUGUGGUGUUCUUUUGGUGGUAAGUACUUCUCCCUCCUUUCUGUUUCAUUUUCAUUGUUUCCAAUUCCUGUUGCCUUUUGCAGCUUUUAGAAACCAUGUUUGGUUGAAGGACAGAGUAAAUUUUAACAAAUUCCAUUCUGCUGAGCAGGACAGCAAUUUCUUCAGAAAGCAGGCCUAUUAUUGUUCAUUUGAUACGUUGUGAGCCACUUUGGGCACAAAUUUGUGGAGAAGCAUACAAAUAAACCGAUGACAUGAGAUGCUCAAGGCUGAAACAAGGAGAAGUCCUGCCCUGCCCAGCUUUCUUUCUUUUCUUUCUUUCUUUCUUUCUUUCUUUCUUUCUUUCUUUCUUUCUUUCUUUCUUUCUUUCUAAUUUUUAUUGGUUUUUACAAAUAUUUACCAGCAUAACAUCAUUUUUAUAUAAUAACAAAUAAAACAUUUGGCUAUAUAAACCUGAGACUUAUAUAGGGAAGUCUCAAAGCCCUGCCCAGCUUUCGUCCAGUCUACAGCCCUCUGUCGCUUGAGGGUGAAGCUUUGAAGUGUGGCAAAUGGGCAUCUUUUGUCCAGCUGCAGGCUCCCUGUGUGACUUAGUCCCCCGCAUAAUCAGAUCUUUGCCUUCCAACUCAUCAUGAGAGGAGCUGUAAAUGAUAUGAAGGUGAUGUGUGGCAGGAGAUGGGGCAUGGAAGUCCCGAACCCAAGAAACAAAGAUCCAAGAGGGAAUAGGAAUGUGAGUGACUUCCAAGUCCCAAGCCUUUGCAUCUUUGCAUGCAACAUGCAACAUUUCCCCUUUGGCUAAGAAAUAUGCACAUUGCCACAAUACAGGUGUGUAAUUAGUGUGGAUGGGGUAGAGGGUGGGGGUUUCUGGGAAAGGGAAAUGUCAUAUGGGAAGCUGCCCAUAAUACGCUGUAAAUUGCUUCUUUCCACAAGACAUUUUAUCGAACACUUAUUCCAUCACUAAUUUCCCCCUUUGAGUUUUUAAUUUGCGAAUGAUGUUUGCAUCAGCAGUUCCAUUUUCUCAAGCAGGCGAAAUAAAACCAGUUCAUAUUACCAAUAAUUUGCUAAAUAUUAUUGUUGCCUGUCUGACUCAAUUUCACUUUGCCAUUUAUGCAGUUGUGCGCAUUUUGAACAGCUAAGCUACCAAUAACCUUUGAAAGGCCACUAGAGAUGAAAUGUUCUCUGUGGGAAAUUCUCUUUCGCUUCUUAUUGCUUGUCUUUAAAACUUUAUUAAGAUUCUUUGUGAAAGAGGAAAUUAAUUAUUCUGUAUUAACAUUUUAUCUCAAGCAUCACCUAAACAAAGUCUUCUUUUCUAAGGGAAGUACUUUCCAUAAACUCAAAGGCUGCAUUCCUACCUGUCCUCACCAUGUUGUUGCUUCGGCAGAUGAGGAUGGUGUCUGUGGAAACUGGUGCCUGUUGGUAUCAGAUUGACAGAUUACAGGUAAAAACAACUAAUUCUAGUUGUCCGUCUCUCCCCCCCCCAAGAUUCUGUCUUCUCAAGUUGAUUGAGGGGGACUGAUGUGACAUCCUGAAAUGAUGCAUGUGACUUGCAAGGAACCAGCCCCCCCCAAUUGCCUUGGCCCCUGGGAACUGGUGUGUAUGUUCCCCUCCCCAUCUUCCUCUCUGUUGAUGUAUACAAAAGCAACACUGAGACUGGGGAGGAAGAAACUGAAAAGCAUCUUAGCUCUCUGGAUUUGUUAUUAAGUAAGAAGGCAGGAAAGUGGGGCUGGCUGAGAACAAAGUUUGGUGGGCGGUGUCUCAUUCACCUUAAUGGACCAGCCUGCACUGGAUGGUGCAUAUUCAUCUCUGUGCCAGUUUCUGCCAGAGGAAAGGAGUAAUAAUAAUUUAUUUAUACCCUGCCCAUCUGGAUGGGCUUCCCAGAAGCACUGGGUGGGGGCCUUCUCUGCAGCAGAGGCCACAACCAUGCCCUGGGCAAAUAGUUUUGCUGCUGAUAGGAAGCAGCACAAAGCCUCACAAUGCACAAAGCUUUAUUUCCCUUUAAUACAGGAGACAGGUGAAGGGACUUUCCUAGCUCUCACAAGUGAUCCCCAUGCAGGUUACUCUUUCCUUUCAGGACUGUGAAGGGAUUUGUGUACCUGGCAGAAGAGCGAAGUGGUUCCUUAUCUAUUUGUGGGGUUUCUUUUAGCUUUCUUAUGAAAGUCUCUAAAUAUUGUGGUUUUUAAGAAAGCAUUUACUCAGAAAGCUUUAUCUUUUUUGAAACAAAGAUUCUUAGGGUGAGCUGAGGGGAGUUUGCCCAUCUGUACUGACUGCAUGGCAUCUGACAAGGUGGCUCUCUAGAUUGCUUUCAUGGGGCCCUGGCACCACUUGUUUGGUACUUGAUAGACCUGGACCUCCAAAGGUCAGAUUUAAUAAAGAAAAGCUGCAAAUAGAAUGAAGGUCUUGCCUAAAAUCUGACCAUGGUAUUGUCGUCAAUUCAGAUGAUAUGAAUCUGUUAUGUGGACAUAACAAAAUGGUGCCUCAUUAACUCACCAAGAAAAGAUAAGAUGUGUUUGAAUUCUUGCUUAAUAGAGUUUUUGAAAGAUCUAGUUUUGUUUUGGGGUGUUGUCGCUGUUUCUGCAGAGGGAGUAUAACUGAAGAAAGCAACACUUUUAAUCAUCAUAGCUAGCAGCAAACAUGCCCGGUAUUUAUCUGCAAAAAGUGAUUCAUCAAGUGUGAACAGCACUGGGAGUUUUAUAAUGACAGCGAUGGUGAAUGUUUACAUUCUACCUCUUUAGAGUUUGCAGUUUCUAAAUCCCUAAGUGCUUGAUGGAAACAGUGAUAUGUGGCAUGGUUAGUACAGCAAUCUUCUAGAAAUAGAAUGUGGCAAUCAAUGCAUAACGGUACGAAAUUAUAUUUAGCAGGCUCUUUUAGUAAACAAGCAAUGAGGGUUUGGCGUCAUGGCUGCAUUUGGCGGGCGGCGGUGGGGAGAGGUAAGAUGAGGCAUGUCCAUUUACAUUUAAGGCUGUGUCAAAGUGAUCAUAGCAUUUUGGUUUAUUUUCAUGAAGCUUCUGACCAGAGAUGUAGGGAGGAAACCCCAUAAUUGCCCUUCAUGCAGAAGUUCAGGAUCUUUACAACUCAGGCACUGGAGCGGGCAUUGGAGGAUAAAAACCAUUACAGCAAAAAGCAAGUAAUGAACUCCUAAAGUAAAGUCCAAAAUCUCUGGAUCAUUCUUGCCUAUUCACAAAUGUCAUACCACUGCAGCAUUGUUGAACUUUAAGAAGGUAACAGCUAAUGUUUAUGUGCUCACUCACCCACCUCUACUGUUGCCAGGGCAUUUCAAAAUUCAGUAUGAAAUCCAAACAGUUUUGAGAACUGCUAGGAACUUUUUGGUAAGCUUUGGGAGGUAGCAGGUGGGGGAGCUGGGAAUGAGUUUGUUCCUUUGUUGCAAUAUAUAUUCACCACCAUCAAUUUACAUGCUACCUUUCCACAAUAAACCAUGUUCCAAGAGGUCUCACAAUGUCAUAACAUUUUACACAAUUCUGUAACAGUUACAAGAUAUAAUGGAAUUUAAGUAGUCACAUAAACAAUGAACUAAUGAAAAUAUCUCACACUAACAAAGUUACAGUGAAAUUAAACAAUCCACUGAAUAUUCAUAAUACGGUCGACACUAACAAAUCCACUGAAUAUUCAUAAUAAGGUCUGACAAUCACAUUACUCAGAUUAACAGCAAAAAUAUUACAUUUCCUGAAGUAAAUCUUGUCCCAGGAAAAACCCCAAUCAAUAGCCCACCCCGAUUGUCUCUAGAUAUCCUAGACAGCAGAAGUAGCCUUUGUAGCUGGAGACAGUCAAGGUCUUCGCAGGUCAGGUGGAAGGGAGCAGACAAGCAAGGAGCGAGGUCUUGCAAGACUAGCAGAAUUACAAUGCAGGUAUUAUUAUUUUUAGACCACAUUAAGGUUUUGGAAAGGUGGAAUAGAUAUGCUUUUUAAAAACCCAAUAGCACAAUCAUUGGCAUGUUUACUUGGAAGGAGUUUUGCUUACUCUCUGCUCUUCUAGUAAGUGUGUUUUAACACUGAAGCCCAAGGCACUGAGUUUUGAACUUCUGAGUUGCAAUGUAUAGGACUGUGCUGUAUGAUUGUUCUGUGCAUUGUAACAUGACCCAAAGAAGCCACCCAGAGAAAUGACAGCAAUGAAGAGUGCUUCUUAGCUAUAAAGUCUGGGAACGUGAAAGUUCCUGGCAAUUUUGUAAACAAGGAGCCUCUUACGAUGAAAUCUUGAUGCUUUUUCUUUUUUAGCUCUGGAGUACUUUCAAGAUGCACUACAAGUGCUUGAAUGGAAUAUUAAGCUUCUUUUUCUUUUCUUUUCUCUUUUCUUUUCAGUUUUGUGCAUUGUGUUGUUAGGCACAUACACUGAAGUAGACAAAAUGAUAGGAAACAACAAUGGCACAACGUUACAUUUCUUUUUUGUUUUCUAUUCUCUCCUUCAGCUUCAGGGGUUAGAGAGGUAAAGAGCAGGAUGCUUUCUCAAAACAUUCUGUUCUCAUACUUUUUUUGUUGGGAAAAAUAGGUAGAGGAAAACAAAGAUAGUAGAGAUUGCCAAGGGAAAAAAAUGAGGCCAAGGAGAUCUUAUGAAUCAUCCAUGGAUUUUCUUGUUCCUAAACAAAACCCCAAAGGUAUGUCCCCCCUCCCCUUUGUAUAAUGUUGUUGGGUAAAGUCCAUUUCUCCUUGCAGCAAGUGCUAAAAGUGUUACAGGAUCUGAUAGCCAUGGUAUGUGGGAACAUGUACUUCUAGGCAUGCCAAAUCAUUUUUUAAAAAUGGAAUGUUACUUUUUUGUGAGAAAGUACAUGGACAUGAAAAAGAGUAGAAAGUAAGUUUGUGUGUGUGUGUGUGUGUGUGUGUGUGUGUGUGAAAGAGAGAGAGUGCAUGCACAGCAGCCUUUGUGUUUUUAUUUUAAAUAACUAACUGGUUUGGGGGAGUACAUGAAGAGAACCGCAGCAGCAGCAGCCCUCACUGCCUCUCAGGACUCAUUAUAUUUUCACUUUGUUUACUCCUAAGUGUCAGUCUGACCCAAGCAAUACCAGAAUAUUAAACUGCAGAAGAAAACAAAGCAGAAAUAUUAUAUAAGGUAAGAAGAAAUCAGAUUAUGGGAGCAUAAUUCAGAUCAUUCUCUGUAUAUUCAACUUUCCUUUCUAAUUAAGCCUUGCAAGUUUGACUAUGACUUUUAAGAUUGUUUCCCUGGGAGGUUGCAAAGAGGGAAUCAUGGGAGAAGAAAAGGAUAGAGUGUUCUGUGAAAGUGAAGGAAGAUGAGGAAGUAAUAUGGGAAAGAAAGAAAAGAGGAAGACCUUGCUGCUGCUGCCACCACAUCCCCUGACCCAGGGAUUAUGAGAGACAAGCUGCCAUUUUGAAAGAACUGAUGCAGAUUUGAAAUGAUUGAGCCCUGUUUCUAAUGGAUAAAGAUGGGUGGGUGUGUAGGAGGCAGACAGACGGUGUUCUAUGGGUCAUUGGUUCAUGACAGAGCAAUAUUUUGAGAGCAUGGCAUCUAUCAGGCACUCCUUAGGUCUCGUUAAUUUGCCCACAGGAGUGCUGGGACCAUGACCCAGUUGGGAUCCUCUGAAGAUAUAAAAUGAACUAAAUGGAAAUAAGGGAUCCCAAGGGUUAUCCAGUCCCUCCCCCUGCAAAAGAACCAAAUUGAACCAAAUUGUGGGUGCCUUCAGAACAUCUUGUAUGUAUAAAAUGGCUAUUUGAUGUGCAUGGUAAUCUCUGGCUUGCCUCAUUUGCUUUGGCUGUUUGUAAUCAGGUGCAGAUGAUCAUUUCCUUUUUAGUCUGGAUUAUGUUCCUAUUAAUCCCAUAUUUUCAUUGGUGAAAUGUUGGAGAGUGCUACGGGUAUCCAACUUGAUUAAUAACAAUUCCUCUUUUAUAUAUAUUUUUGUCACCAUGCAGAAGCCACCAAGGAUGGUGUUGAAAGUAACCACUACAUGUAAUUUGAGAAUGAAUCUUGGAAUUGUGCUAGGACAUCAAAUAAUAUUUCCAUCCUUUAGAGUGGCAGCAGUGGGGAAGAUAGCAAAAUCACCCCCAUCAUCAAAGGGCUCACAGACAAGACACUUACAAAGGCAGCAGAAGUGUGCAAUGUGUACUAAUGGAAGGACUUCCUCACCAUUGAAACACAUUGAGCUAUUCUUGCAUUGCUGACACAACAUGGAGAGCAGCUGUUUUUGAGCUCUCAUAUAGAAUAUUCAGCAGAUAGUUCCCCCUAGAAAAAGGUCAUACACAUUACAUUGCUACUCACUUGCUCAUUAUAAACUGAGUUGUGCAUCACUAGAGAUCAUUUAUUUCUCACAUUUGUGUUCCUUGCUUCCUUGAAUGAGCUCAGGGUCAACCAUAUGGAGGUUAUUUUGCUUUGUUUGCUUUAGUUAAAAUUAUUUAGAUCUCAUAUGGAGCAAAAUUUGCCAAAGCCAUUCUCAGCAACCCAGUGAUUUAGGGGAAGUACACUGGAACUACUGAAUCCUGGAAUAUAUACAGUGGUACCUCGGGUUAAGAACUUAAUUUGUUCAGGAGGUCCGUUCUUAACCUGAAACUGUUCUUAACCUGAGGUACCACUUUAGCUAAUGGGGCCUCCCACCGCUGCUGCACCGCUGCUGCGCAAUUUCUGUUCUCAACCUGAAGCAAAGUUCUUAACCCGAGGUACUAUUUCUGGGUUAGCAGAGUCUGUAACCUGAAGCGUCUGUAACCUGAAGCGUCUGUAACCCGAGGUACCACUGUAUCGAAUUGGGACAACAAAUCCAUUAGGAAAUAAACUUCCAAAUUUCCACACAUUAAGAUAGAAAAAAGGGGUAAAUGGAAGAGAAAUACUGUAUUUUAAAAGAAUUCUAAAGUCCCAAACAAAGCAUUAUUGUGAGAGGCUAUAUUCUAGUAUAGCUAAGGCAGCCCCCUCCCUUUUAAAGUAUUUGUUUUCAUUUAUUUCAUAAAAUUUAUAUACUGCUUGAUAGAGCAACAAUUGGAGGUGGGUGAAUGCUAAGAUAAAUACAUUUUGUUAAAAAUAAAUAAAAAUGUGAAUGAAACUGGGAUUGGUUGGGAAAGGAUAGAAAACAAAGAGAAGUUGAACAAAUGGCAGCCAAUUCCACCAAACACUUGCUAAGAGACAGCGUUUAAAAAGCCGUUUAAGACUUCACCCCUGCAAACACCACAAUUUGAAAAUGUUGGGUGGAGUGAGAUCAUUCUACGCCUCCUGUAGCUCCUCUCCUUUCCACAUUCUGGUUUUCUUCUUAUACAGUGUUGUAGUUAAUUAUCACAACAUUUUGGAGACUGUCUCUCUGGCUUUCUGAGAGACUGUUUGGAACUACAAAUCACUACAGAUCAAUUGGGGACAACCCGAUCCACUCUGUGGGCACAAAUGGGCACAAAUCCCCACUGUGGGCACAAAUUGGGCACAAAUCAGCCCAAUUCCAUUCAGCCCAAAUGCAUGUACUGUUGAUCUCUGGGCAAUCUGGAAUUAUCCAUAUCUGGAGGUCAGGUUUACGCAACAGAAUGGUGCACAUAAGGUUCUCAACACCAGACACCUGCAUGCAAAACAUGGAUAUUUGGAACAGAGCCAGGAAAGCCACACAAUAUAUGGGACUGUCAGGGGCUGGUUAGAGGAGGAGUGGUGGAGACCACCUCCCCAUCCUAACCCUUCCAGGGAGGAGGAAGACGAAGACAGUAAAGAUUUACAACAGUGGUUUGCGGGAGGUCACAGCUCAGAGGCAAAUGAGGGGGGAAUGUUGGGAAAUAAUGGGAGAGGAGGAGCAGGCAGAGCUGGAGUAGCAGCUGGCUGACACGUUGUCACUAGAAGGCAUUCCAAACCCAUCAUCUCCCAUCAUCUCCAGCACCUUCAGGGCCAGAGUCCCCUUUCACUUGAUAUAAACAUGAAGGGGAGUUCUUAAAACUCUGAUUCUAUGGGUUUAAAGUUGUUGAAAUGUCCAUAUAAAUUUAUAGUGUGGUGUAGUGGUUAAGAGCGGUAGACUCGUAAUCUGGUGAACCGGGUUCGCAUCUCUGCUCGUCCACAUGCAGCUGCUGGGUGACCUUGGGCCAGUCACACCUCUUUGAAGUCUCUCAGCCCCACUCACCUCACAGAGUGUUUGUUGCGGGGGAGGAAUGGAAAGGAGAAUGUUAGCCGCUUUGAGACUCCUUCGGGUAGUGAUAAAGCGGGAUAUCAAAUCCAAACUCUCUUCUUCUUCUUAUAUCUUAUUUAAGUGUUUUUAGUGUGGACUUUCCUUUUUUAAAAAACACCCUCUAGCAAUAACCUCUUACUGCAGGAACAAGAGCAGAAGUGUUCCCACCUGACCACAAAGGAUUAGUCCUGCUCAGCCAUUUAUGGUAUUUUAUAGUUGUACUAUAAUUUAUAAAUCCACAUGGGUUCUGCUCAUUGGACUCAAGCCAUUAAAAUAGAGCACUUGAGAUCCCCUAAAGGGACACAUUAUAUGAACCUAAGAGAAGUUAGCAGCAGAGGUAAAUGGUAAAACAUGCAAGAGAAAUCUAGUUAAGAGCCUAAAAUGUAGCAAACACUCAUCAGCCUGACAGGCCCUCUAGCUAUAUAAAAGAAAAACGCAAGGUUUUGCAAUAGAUACUAUUAAAAUGCUGAAAGAAAGCCAGAUCUGCCACAGCUUAGCCCCGUGUAGAGCUGAGACAAUGCCUACGGGCAAUGAAUACCCUCAAGUUACUGGAAAGGAGGAAGGUAGGUCAUUUGAUAAGGUCAGGCCAAGUACAAGAAGCCUUAAAGCCAAAGAUGUGUCUAAAUGAAAAUUAAAUAGAUUAUCUUUGUUUACAAUGAAGCCAAGGCAAUUCACAAGUUGGGACACCUAUUGGAAUGAAUGGAACAAUGUGGUUCUGCACAAAUGAAUUUGAUGAGAAUUUCAUUUCCUGAAUUUCCAGAUAAACUUCCAAGUUGAGUGUAUAAAUAAUUCCAGAACUAUAGUCAGAACCUGGAAUUACCAAGAGCUUCUGCCCUUGUUGUAUUGGAUGAUAUAAUUGACUCACAUCAAUGUACCUCCACUCAAAACUAUGUAUAGGUCUCUUGUGUUAGCCCUAAUGUGGUAAAUUUGGUUUCUCAUUCUCCAGGGUUGAUCUGACAAUCUACCACCACAUUCCAUCUUAUCUGAAAUUUGGUGGCAUCUCCAUACACAAACUGAUCAUUUGCUUUUCUCAGAAUCGGAUCUACUGUUGAAAGGGAAGUGGAGAGGACUAGUAUUCCUUACAUAAUAUCCCAUGCAUACUUCCAGCAGCUCGUUUUUUAAAGUAAUAUAUUUUUAACAAUAAAUUGAAAUUUUGA
Molecule: messenger RNA, 10494 nt
Organism: Podarcis lilfordi (Lilford's wall lizard)
Lineage: Eukaryota; Metazoa; Chordata; Lepidosauria; Squamata; Lacertidae
Source: the annotation of a GenBank genome assembly